AUGCCAACCCAUGCUGUGUCCACAUACACCCCGAGCGAUGUCCCUCUUCCACCAGCGCCUUCGGCCACUUACUUCUCGGAGUUGCAGUGGAAGACCCUGUAUGCGCUGGCCGACGCAAUUGUGCCCUCCAUCCACACUGCGGCAACUGUCAAGUCAUCGAACGACCGAGUGAUUUCACAUGCAGAGUGGAAUUCUGCCGUGUCGAGCUUGUCAACGGUUAUUUCUGGACCCGAUGCCGUAAAUAUUGCUACCCAGUAUUUGCAAGAAAAUGUUUCUUCGAACCCGCAAUUCCGAGCCAUAGUGGAGCGACUCCUGGGUGACCAGGUGCAUGACGAAGGAAGGAAAGGGUUUGGGUUGAUCAUGACAGCGCUCAACACCCGUACGGGUUCGCUGAUUAUGACGGGUUCGACAACUCCGAUCCAGGACCAACCGGUGGAAUUCCGGGAAAAGGUUUUACGUGGAUGGGACACCUCUCGAUUGGCCCCUCUCCGCGCCAUCUACCGAGGAAUCACUGGCAUCGUGAAGAAAGCUUGGGUUAUGAGCAGCCCAACCAUCGGCCCAGUUCUGGGGUUCCCACGCAUCCCUGUUCAUGGCAACCCCUCCGACGGUUUCCAGUAUGAGUUUUUGCAAUUCACUCCUGGGGACCAGACAGAAACGAUUGAAACCGACGUCGUUAUCGUGGGAAGUGGCUGUGGCGGUAGUGUGACUGCAAAGAACCUAGCCGAAGCGGGCCAUCGAGUGCUGGUUGUGGAAAAGUCCUAUUCCUAUCCAUCGGACACAUUCCCCAUGGGCCCGAAUGAGGGAUUUCUCAACAUGUUUGAGAACGGGGGUGCCAUCUCCAGUGAUGAUGGCUCGAUGGCAAUCCUAGCGGGCUCAACGUGGGGCGGUGGCGGUACUGUUAACUGGUCGGCAUCUCUACAGACCCAGAGGUAUGUCCGACAGCAAUGGGCGGAUACUGGUCUGCCUUUCUUCACCUCCCUCGACUUCCAGAAAAGUUUGGACCGCGUCUGUGGUCGCAUGGGUGUUAACGAGGAGCACAUUGAGCAUAACUACCAGAAUAAGGUGAUUCUUGAAGGCGCAAGAAAACUGGGCUAUGCUGCCAAAACAGUGCCCCAAAACACAGGUCACGGCAAGCACUACUGUGGGUAUUGCACGUUGGGGUGCCACUCAGGUGGAAAGAAAGGUCCAACGGAGUCGUUCCUUGCGGAUGCUGCUCAGGCCGGUGCGAGAUUCAUGGAAGGAUUUUGUGCCGAAAAAGUGCUAUUCACCAAGGUCAAGGGCAGAAAGAUUGCUUCUGGCGUGCAAGGAACAUGGAAGUCGCGGGAUUCACACUUGGGCCUCGGUGGUAUUGCGGCCGUGGAGCGUAAGGUGAUUAUCAAGGCCAAGAGAGUAGUGGUAUCAGCUGGCGCAUUGCAAAGUCCUCUUCUGCUACUGCGUAGUGGUUUGAAGAACCCCCAGAUUGGCCGAAACCUUUAUCUUCACCCAGUUAUGGUAGCGGGUGCUGUCUUUAAUGAGGAGACCCGCCCCUGGGAAGGCUCUGCACUGACAACGGUCGUUAACGAGUUUGAGAAUCUUGAUGGACAUGGACAUGGCGUGAAGAUUGAGUCUCUCUCAAUGAUGCCUUCCGUGUUCAUCCCCAUAUUCCCCUGGCGAGACUCAUUGGAGUACAAGCUGUGGGCGGCCAAGAUGCGUCGCAGCACGAGCUUCAUCACUUUAACCAAAGACCGCGAUUCUGGUCGUGUUUACCCGGACCCCGUUGAUGGACGCUGCCGGAUUGAUUACACGGUCUCUGCCUUUGACCGAAAACACAUUGUGGAGGCCAUUAUUGCCAGCGCCAAGAUUGCGUAUAUCACAGGCGCCACAGAGUUCCAUACCGCUUACCGCGACCUUCCCCCGUUCAUCCGGCCAGAGGCUUCAGACCCCGAGGCUCCCGAAGGCACCAACGACGCGACACUGCAGAGUUGGAUUGCCGAGCUUCGUCGGAAGUCCCCUUUGAACCCGGAGCGUGGUUUGUUUGCCAGUGCACACCAGAUGGGUACCUGCCGCAUGAGCAAGUCACCUAAAUUUGGUGUGGUGGAUCCGGAUUGUCAAGUCUGGGGCACUGACGGUUUAUAUGUCGUGGAUGCGUCCGUGUUCCCUAGCGCUAGUGGUGUGAAUCCAAUGAUCACUAACAUGGCGAUCGCCGAUUGGGCUAGCCGAAACCUAGCCCAGGUGAUGGGAACGGUACGAGGCGAGGGCAGCGUGAUGGCUCGUCUAUGA
Molecule: messenger RNA, 2259 nt
Organism: Penicillium samsonianum
Lineage: Eukaryota; Fungi; Ascomycota; Eurotiomycetes; Eurotiales; Aspergillaceae
Product: GMC family oxidoreductase
Exons: 2
Coding region: 1-2259 (752 amino acids)
Molecular function (GO): flavin adenine dinucleotide binding; long-chain-alcohol oxidase activity
Source: RefSeq, a predicted model, not a curated record